UUUGUAAACACGUCAAAGGCUUUUCAUUGGCUGGAGUAGCAAAUAUCCCAACAUUCGCCGUAUUUCGACUUCCUUUUUCGUUUCGGCCAUUUUCUCCCCGGACGGGAAAUAAGUAACCAUGGCCCCCAGUCGGAAUGGCAUGCUUUUGAACCCACAUUUCCAUAAAGACUGGCAGAGAAGAGUCCGCACCUGGUUUAACCAGCCAGCCAGGAAGAUCCGCAGACGAAAGGCGCGCCAGGCUAAAGCCCGCCGAAUUGCCCCCCGUCCCAUUGCAGGCCCCCUCAGGCCCUCAGUGAGGUGUCCCACGGUGAGGUACCACACCAGAGUGCGUUCCGGACGUGGUUUCACCCUUGAGGAGCUGAAGGCUGCUGGUAUCCAUAAGAAGGUGGCCCGCACCAUCGGUAUCGCAGUGGAUGCUCGCCGCCGCAACAGAUCCACAGAAUCUCUGCAGACCAACGUGCAGCGGCUGAAGGAGUACCGCUCCAAACUCAUCCUCUUCCCUAGGAAGGCAUCUGCACCGAAGAAGGGAGACAGCUCUGCUGAAGAGAUCAAGAUGGCCACACAACUUGCUGGACCAGUCAUGCCAAUUAAGAAUAUAUACAAGAAGGAGAAGGCCAGAGUGAUCUCGGAAGAAGAGAAAAACUUCAAGGCCUUCGCCAGCCUGCGUAUGGCCCGCUCCAACGCCCGUCUCUUUGGCAUCCGCGCCAAGAGAGCAAAGGAAGCUGCUGACCAGGACGUGGAGAAGAAGAAAUAAACUCUUUAGUUUCUAUGGAACUUUCAAUAAAAAGCUGCGUGAUAAAA
Molecule: messenger RNA, 801 nt
Organism: Polyodon spathula (Mississippi paddlefish)
Lineage: Eukaryota; Metazoa; Chordata; Actinopteri; Acipenseriformes; Polyodontidae
Product: 60S ribosomal protein L13
Exons: 6
Coding region: 119-754 (211 amino acids)
Biological process (GO): translation
Cellular component (GO): cytosolic large ribosomal subunit; ribosome
Molecular function (GO): RNA binding; structural constituent of ribosome
Source: RefSeq, a predicted model, not a curated record